Messenger RNA from Myotis brandtii (Brandt's bat), 760 nucleotides. RefSeq names its product RAN guanine nucleotide release factor (gene RANGRF). Bases 53 to 613 code for a protein of 186 amino acids. Gene Ontology annotation, molecular function: small GTPase binding; sodium channel regulator activity; transmembrane transporter binding. Gene Ontology annotation, cellular component: nucleus. NCBI's taxonomy places the organism in Eukaryota, Metazoa, Chordata, Mammalia, Chiroptera, Vespertilionidae. The record is from RefSeq and is a predicted model, not a curated record. The transcript is spliced from 5 exons. Gene Ontology annotation, biological process: regulation of sodium ion transmembrane transporter activity; heart contraction; protein import into nucleus.
CGCCACGUGGCCCCGUGUCGAUUUCCCUUUAAAUCUCUCUAGUCCCUGGCCCAUGGAGCCCACGCAAGACUACCCACUGUUCGGGGGCGCCUUCUCCGCCACGCUCCCUCCCGGGGCCAUUGACGUGAGCGACCUCCGACCGGUCCCGGACAACCAGGAAGUUUUCUGCCACCGCGUGACGGACCAGAGCCUGAUCGUGGAGCUUCUGGAGCUGCAGGCCCACGUGCGGGGAGAGGAGGCCGCGGGGUACCACUUUGAGGACGUUGGUGGGGUGCAGGGCGCUAGGACUGUUCAAGUGGAGGCUGUGCAGCCCCUCCUCCUGGAGAACCUGGCCCUGAGGGGCUGCUGUGAAGAAGCCUGGGUCCUCUCGGGCAAGCAGCAGGUGGCUAAAGAGAACCAGCAGGUAGCGAAGGACGUGACCCUGCAUCAGGCCUUGCUGAGGCUGACUCCGUACCAGACUGAUCUCCUGCUCACCUUCAAUCAGCCCCCCCCUGACAAUAGGUCAUCUCUUGACCCUGAAAAUCUGUCACUUCCACCCUGGAACCUGGGUGACUUCGAACAGCUGGUGACCAGUCUGACUCUUCAUGAUCCCAACAUCUUUGGUCCCCAGUAAAGAUGCUGAAAUGCUACAUGAUGCCGCUGAAGACUUGGGGACCCGAUUCUGCAAGGGGAACAAAGGGUUGGAUAUAUUCCCCAAAUUCCUUCCCUGUGGAUAAACAUAAGACACCUCUCUGCAGAAAUAAACUUGCUUUAUAACCAA